GUUUUCAGGCAGCGAAGUAAAAUGCGCACUGCAUUCGAGUGCUCGGAGCGAACACACGGGCUCUGCUAGAAGCACUGCGUAAAACUGCAGAACCCGGACUUUUGAUUGGCGGAGAAAGUCAGAGUCAAAAAAGUGUAGUCAGGAAACAGCUCGGAUUUCAGGGGGGAGUGACACUCGAGGGGGUUGGAGAGAGAGUGAGUGGGGACGUAAGACGAGGAAAAAAAACUCAGUAAACCUGACAAAGCGUCUGAGAACAGAACUCAGGAUUCUCGGAGGGGUAGACGAUCUGCCGUGAGGAAUCCUCGAAGUUUAUGGAUUUUGGGUCUGUUUGGGAGGACGUCUAAUCGUUCUUUUGCCCAACACUUUCGUCAGUCCAAGGCUGCAUAUCUUCUCGUUUUAGAUGAAGCUUGCAGAACCAAGGAAUUUGACAACUUUUGGUGAUUGGUGAAGAGGAUAAAAAGUUCCGCGGACGUAUGUUUUUCAAACUGUCUCUGGGAUUUACAAAACAUUCCAGGAUUCAUGCGGCAUAUUGAUCAUGAGAAGCUUUCGGAAUUCCUGCGUUGUUCUGUCGUGAUUUGAAUCGUACAUCUCCGGAUUUUUCGGGAGUUAGGAAUUCGUUGCUUGGCAUUUUUGCUAGAGUUUGGGAGACGUCGCCCCGUCGGGACUACACAUUCUUCUUGCGAUCCGGCCCAUGCACUCGCCUGGCUCCUCCGUGCAUGCGGAUCGCGUCCCGAAAGUGUUUGGUCCGCCGAGUCCAGGUGUUUGGAGGAAAUUCCAGUGAGUGACAGGCCAGACCUCCUGCAGUUCAUGUUUGGGCGGAGUUCGUCAGAUGGGAUCAGUGUCCAGGGGGAGGCCGAGGAAGGGGUUAUGGGUAAACGCACCCUCCAUUAACGGGAUGUCCACCGGAUGGGCGUGGCUGCUGGGAGCGCUUCUCCUGUCCCUGGCCACCGUCUCCGUGGCUCGGCCACCUUUCCACGCAACGGAGGAAGAAGAGGCCACGUUGGAGCCUGAAGAGACGCCGACCAAAUACCAAAUCUCUAAGCCCACGCUGUGCUCUGUGCCGCCGGGCGAGCUGCUGCGGCUGAGCUGCCCGCUGCCCGAGGCGGCCGCCAUCUCCUGGACCAAAGACGGCUCGGCGCUGGGGCUAGACAACCGCACGCUCAUCCAGCAGGAGCUGCUGCAGAUCCGCGAUGCCGUGCCCACAGACUCGGGCCUGUACGCGUGCAGCGCGCUGGGGGUGCAGGGCGGACAGACGCUCUGCUUCAUAGUGAAUGUGACAGAUGCCAUCUCGUCAGGCGAUGACGAAGACGACACGGAACGCUCAGAAGACGUUGGCGCGGACGGAGAACAGAUACGAGUGCCUUACUGGACGAUGCCGGAGAAAAUGGAGAAGAGGUUGCAUGCGGUGCCGGCGGCCAACACUGUCAAGUUCCGCUGCGCGGCGGGAGGGAAUCCCAAGCCCAAGAUGCGCUGGCUGAAGAACGCCAGACCGUUCCGGCAGGAGGACCGUAUGGGCGGAUACAAGGUGCGGCAGCAGCACUGGACCCUCAUCAUGGAGAGCGUGGUGCCGUCAGAUAAGGGCAACUACACCUGCUUAGUGGAGAACGAGUACGGCGGCAUCAACCACACCUACACGCUGGACGUAGUCGAACGUUCUCCACACCGGCCCAUCCUUCAGGCGGGUCUGCCAGCAAACACCACGGUGCAUGUGGGGCAGGAUGCUAAGUUUGUGUGUAAGGUCUACAGCGACGCCCAGCCGCACAUUCAGUGGCUGCAGCACAUCACUAAGAACGGCAGCCGAUACGGCCUCGACGGACACCCCUACGUGCGGGUCCUCAAGACCGCAGGUGUUAACACCACGGACAAAGAAAUCGAAGUCCUCUACUUGCCCAAUGUCACUGUUACGGAUGCGGGCGAGUACACGUGUUUGGCGGGUAAUUCUAUUGGGAUCUCCUAUCACACUGCUUGGUUGACGGUGCUUCCAGCCAUCGAGGAGAGCUCUCCCCCUACCUUCCCUCCGGACUACGUGGAGAUCGCCAUCUACUGCAUCGGUGUCUUCCUCAUCGCCUGCAUGGUGGUGAUCGUGUUGGUGUGCCGCAUGCGCACCUCCACCAAGAAGCCCGACUUCGGCGGCCAGCCGGCCGUCCACAAACUCAGCAAGCAGAUUCCUCUGCGCCGCCAGGUAACAGUGUCGUCGGACUCUAGCUCCUCCAUGAACUCUAGUACGCCGCUCGUGCGCAUCACUACGAGACGGAGCUCCGCACACGACGACCCCAUACCCGAGUAUGACCUCCCCGAGGACCCGCGCUGGGAGUUCUCCAGAGACAAGCUGACGCUGGGGAAGCCGUUAGGCGAGGGCUGCUUUGGACAGGUGGUCAUGGCUGAGGCUUUGGGCAUCGAUAAAGACAAAGCCAAGGAGGCCGUCACUGUAGCUGUGAAGAUGCUCAAAGUGGGCAAGUCUUUACGCGUGCAUCGUUCCUUCUCUCCCUGCUUCCCAGAUGACGCCACAGAGAAGGAUCUGUCGGAUUUGGUCUCUGAGAUGGAGAUGAUGAAGAUGAUUGGAAAACACAAGAACAUCAUUAACUUGCUGGGGGCGUGCACGCAAGAUGGCCCUCUGUAUGUGAUUGUGGAGUAUGCGUCGAAGGGAAACCUGCGGGAGUACCUGCGGGCGCGACGGCCUCCGGGGAUGGAGUACUCCUACGACAUCAGCCGCGUCUCCGACGAGCAGCUCACCUUCAAGGACCUGGUGUCCUGCACCUACCAGGUGGCCCGGGGCAUGGAGUACCUGGCCUCGCAAAAGUGCAUACACAGGGACCUGGCAGCCCGGAACGUUCUGGUCACCGAGAGCAAUGUGAUGAAGAUCGCCGACUUCGGCCUGGCCAGAGACGUGCACAACAUUGAUUACUACAAAAAGACCACCAACGGUCGUCUCCCCGUGAAAUGGAUGGCUCCGGAGGCACUGUUCGACCGAGUUUACACACACCAGAGUGACGUCUGGUCAUUCGGGGUGCUGAUGUGGGAGAUCUUCACCCUGGGGGGCUCGCCGUACCCGGGCAUCCCGGUGGAGGAGCUCUUCAAGCUGCUGAAAGAGGGCCACCGCAUGGACAAGCCCGGCAACUGCACCAACGAGCUGUACAUGAUGAUGAAAGACUGUUGGCACGCUAUCUCCUCUCAGAGGCCCACCUUUAAGCAGCUGGUGGAGGACCUGGACCGGAUCCUCACCCUGGCAACCAACGAGGAGUAUCUGGACCUGCGUGCUCCUCCUGAGCAGUACUCCCCCAGCUUCCCCGACACACACAGUUCCUGCUCCUCCGGGGACGACUCCGUCUUCUCCCACGACCCGCUGCCGGACGAGCCCUGCCUGCCCAAGUAUCAGCAUAUCAGCUCCAAAACAUGAGAGUGCCCCCUACAGGAGGAAAUAAGCAACUACACGGACACGUGCCCCAGACAGACAUGCUUCCCCCUGGACUGGAACUUGAAGCACAAGCUCCAUGGGGCACCACCCUGACAACCCCCCCGCCCCCCACCACCUCCCUCAUUUCAACACAAGCCAAUACGUACCUCUACCCACCCAAUGCGUUUUCACUCAACAGUACCUCUUGUAUUCCUUAAUCUUACACCCUCACGUACUUCAUAUGAAUGUACAUACAGAAAUGUAUAACGCACACACACACAAACACACACACAUACACACACACUUGCUGCUCUCUCCUCGUUUCACCCAUGUUGACUCUUGAUGGACUUAUGGAGUUCGGUUGUAAGGGUGAGGAGGGGACAGUGCUGCUGUUGAACUCUGAACUAAAGCGUGCUAAAGACACACACACUCUCACACACACAAACACACACACACACACACACACACACACAAAGACAUAAACUUUUUUGUGACCAAGCUCUUAUAGGAGAGGACAGGGAUCAGCCUGAUGUUCUACAUCACUGACUGAAAGAGAGGCUGUUCACAAGGUCUGGCCAAUCGCCCUGUCCUUUUUUUCCUUUUUAUUUUUGUUUGUUUGUUUGUUUGUUUGUUUGUUUAUUUGUCAUUGUCGUCAGAUUUUUUUUUUCCUACCAUCGUUCCAUUCCGUUGGCUGGCAUUCCAAGAUUCCCUGCUCGGCUAGGAGGAUGAAGAAAGACCACAACGAACAAAGGAGGGCAAAAAAAAAAAGAGAAAACAAAUCAAAGGGACUAAACAGAGAAACAGUAGAAUUAGGACAAGUGUGAACAUGGAGAGGUAAAACUAACAGAG
Molecule: messenger RNA, 4243 nt
Organism: Clupea harengus (Atlantic herring)
Lineage: Eukaryota; Metazoa; Chordata; Actinopteri; Clupeiformes; Clupeidae
Gene: fgfr2
Product: fibroblast growth factor receptor 2
Exons: 18
Coding region: 830-3397 (855 amino acids)
Biological process (GO): fibroblast growth factor receptor signaling pathway; positive regulation of cell population proliferation; protein phosphorylation
Cellular component (GO): signaling receptor complex; plasma membrane
Molecular function (GO): fibroblast growth factor receptor activity; fibroblast growth factor binding; ATP binding
Source: RefSeq, a predicted model, not a curated record